Messenger RNA from Drosophila willistoni, 1471 nucleotides. Its product is annotated as arrestin domain-containing protein 3. The coding region runs from base 87 to 1379 and encodes 430 amino acids. The record is from RefSeq and is a predicted model, not a curated record. Lineage: Eukaryota; Metazoa; Arthropoda; Insecta; Diptera; Drosophilidae. The transcript is spliced from 5 exons. Gene Ontology annotation, biological process: protein transport. Gene Ontology annotation, cellular component: cytoplasm.
CGUGUUCGUCCACUCGGCGUGGAAGUAAUUUCCUCAUAAAUAUUUCUGCUUUGAUCGGAACAGAAGAAUAGUCAUUAUUAUCUAUUAUGGUGGUAAUCUGUGAAAUUCGGUUUACUAACAAUCCAGUGGGCACUUAUUUUGCUGGCCAAGUGGUUACUGGUCAAGUGCUUUUGAAAUCGGAUAAGUUAAAACUUGUGAAAGCUGUCGUAUUAAAGAUCAAAGGGUAUGCCCAUACCAGUUGGUCUGAGAAAAAGUCAGAUGAUUCCACCGACUGGCAUACGGGACAUGAGGAUUAUAUUGCAACUAAAGUAUAUCUAUUGGGCUCCAAUAAUACUAAUGAGGUCUCAAUUGAGCCUGGUAUUCGGACCUAUAAUUUUGCUUGUCAAAUACCAAUCAGAUGUCCUUCAUCCUUUGAGGGACUUCACGGUCAUGUGCGCUACGAAGUAAUUGUUAAGCUCAUAAGACCAUGGAAAUUUGAUCAGACCUUUAGGCGACGUUUUACUGUACUCAAACUGUUGGAUUUAAAUGCGGAAAGUUAUUUGCUGAAAUCUCCAGCCCAUUCAGAAAGCCAGAAAACGUUUGGCUGCGGCAUCUGCCUUUCUAGUCCCCUUGAUCUUCGUUUGUCGCUGCCACAACGGGGCUAUGUUCCGGGCCAAACAAUACCCGUCAGCGUAUUGGCCACCAAUGAGAGCUACAUACGCGUGGAGGAAAUAAAAGUUAGCCUUGUGAUGAUGGUCAUCUAUUAUAGCAAUCCACCGUGCGUGGAAACUACAACACAAAAUUAUGUGGUCGCCAAAAAGAAGGGUGAAGGCGUCUUAAGAAAUUCCAAAAAGCAGUUCAUUUUCGAUCUAGGAGUGCCCCCCACACCGCCCACUUGUUUCGAUCUGUGUCGCAUUUUGCAGAUAGCCUAUCAAAUUGUGGUUGUGGCCAAGGUGAAGGGUUGUCAUGUGAAUGGCUCUGUUCAUAUGCCAGUAACCAUUGGCAGUGUGCCAUUUAGGCAAGAAUUGCAGCAGCAACAACCCAGACGCAUACAACCUGUUGACCCUAUAAUACCACUUGUGCCACAAGAGCUGGAUGCCAAAGCUUUGGUAUUGCUGGAUAAGGAAGAGAUUGAUACUACAGAUACUGCACCUAGUCCAUGGGCAUCAGAUCUUAGCAUAAACCCUCCUAGUUACUCUGAGGCUUUGCAUAUACCGCCCAAUGUGAAGAAAUCUCCAAAAAAUUCGACGAAUGAAGAGGUCGAAGAACCAUUUACGCCACUCUAUCCAGUAUUUAAUAUUUCCAGUCCUUUGGCGUCCAAUGGUGAACAGCCAACUGGCUACUCAAAUCGAGGAGGUUUUGUCGAUGAUGACAACAUCGAUAGAAGCAGUUGGUUGUGAUGUGGAAUAAACCAAUUUGGUGAAAUUAUACAAAAAACAUUUUGUAAACAAUAAAUGUCGGUUAUAAAUUGCUUUUGCAUCUCUAACACAAA